AUGCGGCCGACUAUGUUCUGGUCCGCUAUUACUACACUCGUUACUGUUUCACUCGUUUCUGCAUCUUCAGUUCAUAGGCGACAUUGUCACAAUAAUAUUGGUAAAUGUAAUUUCCAUCCAUCUAAAAGUCCCAAGUGUUGGGGCGACCACUCAUUAGCCACGAACUGGUACGACGAGAUACCAGAUACUGGUGUCACAAGAGAAUACUGGCUUCAAAUUCAGAACGGUACGGCGGCGGUCGAUGGAGUUGAACGCAUUGUCCUGACGGUUAAUGGAUCGGUGCCGGGACCUACAAUCACUGCGGAUUGGGGAGACAAUGUCAUCGUACAUGUACACAAUGCACUACAGAAUAAUGGCACCAGUAUCCAUUGGCAUGGUUUAAGGCAGAAUUAUACGACACAAAAUGAUGGCGUAGCUUCCGUCACCCAAUGCCCGGUAGCGCCAGGAGAUUCUAUCACGUACAAAUUCCGGGCCGAACAAUAUGGACACAGUUGGUACCAUAGUCACUUUGCGACACAGGCCUGGAAUGGAGUUUUUGGUGGCAUCGUUAUUCAUGGGCCAUGCUCAGCGCCCUAUGACGAGGAUAAGGGUGUCCUCUUCCUCAAUGACUGGUUCCAUAACACAACCGAUGCCCUAUGGAGCACAGCUUCGGCUGGUAACCCACCGGUGGCGCAGAACGGCCUAAUAAAUGGAACGAAUAUCUAUGGCAGUGGAGGCAAGAGGUUUGAAACUAUAUUCACAGGUGGCAAGCGACACAGAAUACGGUUGGUUAACGGUGCCAUCGACACUCAUUACAAGUUCAUGAUCGACAACCAUAAGAUGAAAGUUAUCGCGGCGGACUUGGUUCCAAUCGAACCUUACACAACAGAAGUUCUAAGCAUUGGCAUAGGACAGCGGUAUGAUAUCAUCGUCGAGGCAGACCAGGAGCCCGGCGACUUCUGGCUGCGCGCAUACCCAGACACGGCCUGCAGCGCCGACAACGAGAUGGCGGACAACAUCAGGGGCAUCGUACGAUACGACCCUUCCUCCAACCGCACACCAACCUCCACCCCAUACCCCUACACAGAGGACUGCCACGACGAGCCAAUGUCCAAACUAGUCCCCUACGUACCCCUCGACGUAGCCAGCCCCACCACGCAGAAAGACUUCAACCUCAGCUACGCCAUCAGCACGAGCGGGAUGUUCAAAUGGACGCUCGACGGCACAGACCUACUCACGAACUGGGGCAUUCCCACGCUGCAGCAAAGCCUCCUCGACACCAGCGUCUUCAAAACCUCCAGCAACGUCGUGCAGCUGGGCGAGCGGAACGCCUGGGUGUAUUUCGUGAUCGAGAACGGGGCAGCGGCGCUCGGGCUGACGCACCCGAUCCACCUGCACGGGCACGACUUCUUCGUGCUGGCGCAGCAGGCGGGCGCGACGUACGACGCGGCGACGACGCCGCUGCAACUGAAAAACCCGCCGCGGCGCGACGUCGCCAUGCUGCCCGCGAACGGGUUCCUGGUGAUCGGCUUCGUGACGGAUAACCCGGGCGUCUGGCUCAUGCACUGCCAUAUCGGCUGGCACGCCUCGCAGGGCUUCGGGCUCCAGAUCGUGGAGCGCGAGGCGGAGAUCCCGCCGCUGUGCGAUGCGGGGAGUAUUGACGGGACGUGUGCGAGGUGGCGGAGAUAUGUGGCGGCGAAGGGGGUUCUGCAGGAUGAUUCGGGGAUAUGA
Molecule: messenger RNA, 1710 nt
Organism: Annulohypoxylon truncatum
Lineage: Eukaryota; Fungi; Ascomycota; Sordariomycetes; Xylariales; Hypoxylaceae
Product: putative multicopper oxidase
Exons: 2
Coding region: 1-1710 (569 amino acids)
Molecular function (GO): copper ion binding; oxidoreductase activity
Source: RefSeq, a predicted model, not a curated record